Messenger RNA from Lytechinus pictus (painted urchin), 1225 nucleotides. Its product is annotated as aqualysin-1-like. Lineage: Eukaryota; Metazoa; Echinodermata; Echinoidea; Temnopleuroida; Toxopneustidae. The coding region runs from base 14 to 1147 and encodes 377 amino acids. The transcript is spliced from 9 exons. Gene Ontology annotation, biological process: proteolysis. Gene Ontology annotation, molecular function: serine-type endopeptidase activity. The record is from RefSeq and is a predicted model, not a curated record.
AAGUACAGGAAUCAUGCGAGUUUUCGUGGUCAUUUUGUUCGUGGCUCUAGCUUCCGGCACCCCAGUGUUUCGUGCUCGAGAACCAAUCCCGAACAGCUACAUCGUUAAAUUAAAUGAUGGGGUGGACCUGGAGAAAACGAUUUCGACCGUAAAACGAGCAGGGGGCAAUAUCGGUAUUGUCUUUAGAAGGGCAAUCAAAGGAUUCCAGGCUAAACUUUCCGACAAAGCUCUUGAGCUGGUCGGAAAGCUCCCAGGAGUUGAGUACAUCGAGGAGAAUGGUGAAGUUCGAUCUCAGUCUGCCGGAUCAUGGGGCCUUGAUCGUAUCGAUGCCCACAGUACACUAUACGGCCCAGUUUUAGAUAAUAACUAUUCGCCUUUUUUGACUGGAGCUGGUGUAGAUGUGUAUGUGAUUGAUUCAGGAAUCUUAGACACCCACGAGGACUUCGGUGAUCGAGCAACUCAAGGCUUCUGUGCUUCCGAUCUCUUUGACUUUUUGGGUGGUGGAAACGUGGACUGCUAUGGUCACGGAACCCACUGCGCGGGUACUGUCGGCUCCAAAACUUACGGUGUAGCUACUGGUGUGAAUCUUAUAGGGGUCAAGGUCAUUGGUUGUUUAGGUUCCGGGUCAAUUGCGGGAGCUAUUGAAGGAGUGAACUGGGUUAUCGAACAAGCUACCCGCUUGAAAGCUCUCCGACGGCCAUCUAUCGCAGCCAUGCCUUUAGCCAUGUUUUACUCCAGAGCUUUGAACGAUGCCGUGGACGCCAUGGUCGAUGCUGGAAUCGAAACCGCGGUCGCUGCCGGCAACGAUCAAGUAGAUGCGUGCGACUACUCACCAGGCAGUUCUACGAAAGUAAUAACUGUAGGCUCAACCUAUGAUGAUACAGAUGUCCGUAUGGUCACAUCCAAUUACGGUAAAUGCGUCAACAUCUUCGCCCCUGGCGCCUUCACCAAGUCAACAUGGAUUGGUAGUAGCAACAAAGCAACCGAAACUCUGAGUGGUACCUCUAUGGCUUGUGCUCACGUUGCGGGUGCCCUGGCUCUUUACCUUACUGAAGAGGAACUAAUGCAUCAGAGUACAGCUAGUGUAGUGGGAGAUGCAGGUCUUGGGUCGCCAAACAGAUUCCUGUAUGUCCAUAAGAAAAGAUGAGGAACUUUACAAGACAAGACUUUGUAACUUCAAAAGUAUCCGCAAUAAUAGUAGAAUGAUGGAGCAUUGUAGAAAAGA